AGGCGGUGACAAUGGGAGCGGCGCGGGCGGCGCCGGGAGGCAGCUGACAGGCGUCUUCGGCUUUGCUUCAUGGCCGCUUUCCCGCCCCGCCUGGGCUCUGUGGGCAGCGGGGCGGCCCGCGGCAGCCGGGAGCCGGAGUUGGCGAGCCGAGCGGAGACCUGUGCGCGGCGCCGCUGAGGCGCAGCAUGUGAAGGAGAGACGGCAUCCAGUGCGAGGCGAGCCUCUCAGCCGGCCGGGAUGGCCACGACGGCCGAGCUCUUCGAGGAGCCUUUUGUGGCAGAUGAGUAUAUUGAACGUCUUGUAUGGAGAACCCCAGGAGGAGGCUCUAGAGGGGGACCUGAAGCUUUUGAUCCUAAAAGAUUAUUAGAAGAAUUUGUAAAUCAUAUUCAAGAACUCCAGAUAAUGGAUGAAAGGAUUCAAAGGAAAGUAGAGAAACUAGAGCAACAGUGUCAGAAAGAAGCUAAGGAAUUUGCCAAGAAGGUACAAGAGCUCCAGAAAAGCAAUCAGGUUGCCUUCCAACAUUUCCAGGAACUAGAUGAGCACAUCAGCUAUGUAGCAACCAAGGUCUGUCACCUUGGAGACCAGUUGGAGGGGGUAAACACACCCAGACAACGGGCAGUAGAGGCUCAGAAAUUGAUGAAAUACUUUAAUGAGUUUCUAGAUGGAGAAUUGAAAUCUGAUGUUUUUACAAAUUCUGAAAAGAUAAAGGAGGCAGCAGACAUCAUUCAGAAGUUGCACCUAAUUGCCCAGGAGUUACCUUUUGAUAGAUUUUCCGAAGUUAAAUCCAAAAUUGCAAGUAAAUACCAUGAUUUAGAAUGCCAACUGAUUCAGGAGUUUACCGGUGCUCAAAGAAGAGGUGAAAUCACCAGAAUGAGGGAAGUAGCAGCUGUUUUACUCCAUUUUAAGGGUUAUUCCCAUUGUGUUGAUGUUUAUAUAAAGCAGUGCCAGGAGGGUGCUUACUUGAGAAAUGAUAUAUUUGAAGAUGCAGCAAUACUCUGUCAACGGGUGAACAAACAAGUUGGAGAUAUCUUUAGUAAUCCAGAAACAGUACUGGCUAAACUUAUUCAAAAUGUAUUUGAAAUCAAACUACAGAGCUUUGUGAAAGACCAGUUAGAAGAAUGUAGGAAGUCCGAUGCAGAGCAGUAUCUCAAAAGUCUCUACGAUUUAUAUACAAGAACCACAAAUCUUUCCAGCAAGUUGAUGGAGUUUAACUUAGGUACUGAUAAACAGACUUUCUUGUCUAAGCUUAUCAAGUCCAUUUUCAUUUCCUAUUUGGAGAACUAUAUUGAAGUGGAGACUGGAUAUUUGAAAAGCAGAAGUGCUAUGAUCCUACAGCGCUAUUAUGAUUCAAAAAACCAUCAAAAGAGAUCCAUUGGCACAGGAGGUAUUCAAGAUUUGAAAGAGAGAAUUAGACAGCGUACCAACUUACCACUGGGGCCAAGUAUCGAUACUCAUGGAGAGACUUUCCUAUCCCAAGAAGUGGUGGUUAAUCUUUUACAAGAAACCAAGCAAGCCUUUGAAAGAUGUCAUAGGCUCUCUGAUCCUUCUGAUUUACCAAGGAAUGCCUUUAGAAUUUUUACCAUUCUUGUGGAAUUUUUAUGUAUUGAACAUAUUGAUUAUGCCUUGGAAACAGGACUUGCUGGAAUUCCUUCUUCGGAUUCUAGGAAUGCAAAUCUCUAUUUUUUGGAUGUUGUGCACCAGGCCAAUACUGUUUUUCAUCUUUUUGACAAGCAGUUUAAUGAUCACCUUAUGCCACUAAUAAGCUCUUCUCCUAAGUUAUCUGAAUGCCUUCAGAAGAAAAAAGAAAUAAUUGAACAGAUGGAGAUGAAAUUAGAUACUGGCAUUGACAGGACAUUAAAUUGUAUGAUUGGACAAAUGAAGCAUAUCUUGGCUGCAGAACAAAAGAAAACAGAUUUUAAGCCAGAAGAUGAAAACAAUGUUUUGAUUCAGUAUACUAAUGCCUGUGUUAAAGUCUGUGCUUAUGUAAGAAAACAAGUGGAGAAGAUUAAAAAUUCCAUGGAUGGGAAGAAUGUGGAUACAGUUUUGAUGGAACUUGGAGUACGUUUUCAUCGACUUAUUUAUGAGCAUCUUCAACAAUAUUCCUAUAGUUGUAUGGGUGGCAUGUUAGCAAUUUGUGAUGUUGCUGAAUAUAGGAAGUGUGCCAAAGACUUCAAGAUUCCUCUGGUAUUACAGCUUUUUGAUACUCUGCAUGCACUUUGCAAUCUUCUGGUAGUAAACCCAGAUAAUUUAAAGCAAGUCUGCUCAGGAGAACAACUUGCUAAUCUGGACAAGAACAUUCUUCACUCCUUCGUACAACUUCGUGCUGACUAUAGAUCUGCCCGCCUUGCUCGACAUUUCAGCUGAGGUUGAAUUUACAAGGGCAGUGUGUUGUACUUCAGCAGGCCUUGGUUGAUAGAAAGCACAGGCGGUUUCUUAUGAUACAGCCAACAUUUUAUUGAAAAAUGAUGACUGUUUAGAAAAACAGCAGCCAUACUUACCCUUGAGAUUUUUUUGAAAUUUGGACACUACUAAGCAUAUUUUGCUCUUUUCCCUUAAGUUGAAUUUUAAUUCCGUUUUUGAACUUAUAAAUUUGAAACUCUGUAAAGCUAUAUGUCAUUGUUUUCAUCCUGGAAAAUGUUGGUGUCAGAAGGCAAAUGAGAUGUUACCAGUGUUCUGGUUCAUGUUCUUUAACAUAGUCCAUUGGGAAAUUUCACCAUCCUAUUUUGCACUAAAGAUGGGUAAAAUCCAGCAAAACUACAUUAUUAUUUAUCAAUUUUCAGCACUGGUAAUUGUGAAUCAGGUUAUUUUAGGUUUUUCUAGAGAACUUUUUGCUUCUUUCAGAAGGUUAAUUAACAAUUGGGCAUAAUUUUUGUAGUUGGUUGAUUGGAUUUUUCUGAGGUACAACAAUAAUACUAUUCCAAGAAAAAUGUUAUAAACAAAACUAAAAUGAUGAAAUGUUUUAUGUAGGUAUUAGCAGUGGAUCAGAAUACAUCUGCUUUCUGGGUAAAAAAAAAAACUUAAAAGUUUACAAUUUCUUAUUUGGUAAACAGAUUUUUAAGCCAGUGCUAGCAAGAAAUUAAUAAAAUUAUUUUAUAUUUCGCUUAAGAUGAGGUGGAGGAUCUUAACUAAAGGACCAUAUUUAUUCAUUAUUUUAAUAUUAUAAGGGAAGUAAAAAAAUGAGGUAUAGUCUAAAUGGUACAUAUGAGAAGUAUUGACAGUGUUUAGCAACAAUACAGUCCUUUAAGAUUUCUACCUUUAUGCAAAACUGGAAUAAGAUGGAAUGGCUAAACAUGCAGGUAGUCUUCUAUUUUAAGAGGAAUUGGGAAUUGAUAGUUAGCAUUAUAUUCUAAGUCUCGAGAUAAACUUUGCAAGGACUAGUUGCUUUUUAAAUCUAUAGUUUCUGUCAUUACCUUUUUCAAGGCAUUUCUGAAGCGAUUCCUACUGAAUGUAGUUAAUUGAAUUGGCUUAAUAUGGUGGCAUAAUAAAUCACUUAUAAAAUUUUAAACAUCAAGCAGAAAUUUAGAAAGAUCUUUACUCUAAAAACUAUAAACUUGCUCUGUGAGAAUGCAUUCUUAGCUAUAUGUAGUGUUUCAGCUUUCAUUGUGUUUUUCAUAGUCUUCAGGAACAGAUAAACUUUAAUGUUCAACUCAUUCUUGACUUUUCUUUUUCUUUUAAUGUAGGCUUUUUGGCCUAAUUUUGGAAAACUAAUUUUAAGAUUAUGUUUCUGAAUGUUCAUCAACUUUACCAAAACUUCCAGGUCCAGAGCGAGCUAGCUACUGUUUAAGUUACUAUUGACUGAAUUUUCUUCAUUUUCUGUUUAGCCCAGUGUUAUCAGGGUAAGCAAGAGAAAUGAAGUAUGCCAACUUUUAUCAAAGCAUUUUAGGAAAUUGUGGCAGCUUUAGAAGGCUGUCUAGUUUUCUAUUCCUUAGCCAAAGGAAAGCCAGAACAGGUUUUGGAUACUAGAGAAAGUCAUAUGCUUGUACUAUUGCCGUUUUAGAAAGCUCUGAUGUGAAUUCAAAUUAUACCUCUGUUACUUAAAGCCAACAAUUUUAAAGCAGUAGUUUUACUGGCCACUUGAACUCUUUGUACACAGUGUCAAUUUAUAAAAAAAUAAAAAAGGGAAAAAAAUAUCAAAUAAAACAUGAGAGAACACUUUAAGACUUCCAAAUCAGAAAAGUGCUUCAAAUUAUUUUGUUUGGAUUAAUUUUUUAAAUGUAAAACAUAUAUUUGUUGCUUAGAUAUUUUGUUAAUUAUUAUUUCCAUGUUUGAAUUCUGUGCAAUAUUUUCCAUUAUGUCCAUUGACAGGACAGUAACAAAGAAAACUCAUAAGUGACUACUUAAUUUAGAAGUGUUAACAUUAAUGCUCAAUAAACAAAUUCCCUGCAAUUGUUUUUUUUUUUAUUUCACUCCAUUUUUACAUUUUGAGGACAUUCAUACUGAAUUUUAUAAAUUAUUUUUUAUUUAAAUUUUUAAGAUGUUUCUUAUUUUUCAUAGCAUAGGUUUUCCUUUUUAAGCAGAAAAAUACUUGAUUAUAUAAUCAAAAUUAGAAACAGAUCGUCUUUCUCUAAGAAAAAAUAAUUUGUUGUAUAAAGCAGUAUGCAUUCUUUGCAUUCGUUGUAUUUCAUUUUGAAAGUAUUUUUCAUAUUAAUGGGCACUACAAAAUUCUGCUCAAAAUAUAUGGCUCAAAAGAGAUGGUCAAUAAGUAAAUGUUUUUCAUACGCACAUGGUAAAAUUUUAGGUAGCGAUAAUGGAACUUUGUAUAUCAGUAACUUUAGUCAACAUUUGAAUAAGGAGAAUCUUUAUAAUUUUCCGUAGUUUCACAUGAGCUAACAUGCAAUGUUUAGAUAAUGUUUUGAAAUCGAUAAUAGACUCUUAAACACUGCGUUUUUAGGAAAUGCAGAAACACUCGAUAAAAAGCUUGAGUGUAUUAUGUUUUCAUAACACAGAAAGUGAAAUACAGAACACAGGUUUAAGAAGGAAGUCUAGCUUCUAUAAGUUAUGAUAUUAAAAAUGACAGCUAACCAAAGUAGCUGAAUACUUCUUAUGAGGAAUUGAUCUGGGAGUUUAACUUUUUUUUUUUAAAUACAAAAAUAUUCUAUGUAUUACCGAUUAUUGCCCAUUGACUCAGAAGUAUGACAUAUUUUCUAGAAGCAUAGUGAUUUCUAGUGGAGAAUUUGACAUAUGAAGCAUUUUGAGCUUUCAUCCAAUUAGUUUAACUAUAUUCAGUCCCUGUAGUACUUCUCUCUGCUUGAAGAAGUCUGUCCUGAAAUACGUCGUGUACUUCGGAGGAAAAGACCAGUCCAUAUUGUUACUGUAAAUAAUUCUACAUAAAGUAAAAAUAGCAUUUAAAAAUUUUUGAUGCAUAAUAAAGUAUAGCUAUAUUUAUUGACUUUAGUCCCAUGCACUGUGCUAAGCCCUUUACAUACAUUAUCUCAUUUGGUUUCAAAGGAGCCCUAGGAGUAGGGUACUGUUAUCUCCAUUUGACAGACCCCGUGCACAGAAAGUUUUAAGUAGAUCUGCUCAAAUUCUACAGCUAAGUAAAAGACUCAGAUAGAAACCUGAAUGUUUCUCACACUUUAUCUUCUAUACACUCUUCUCCUUAUGCAACAUAAAAUAUUGUUUGAUAGGCUCAUUAGUUUUGCUGAGUCUAAUUUUCUUUUCAUCCAAUAUUUGGUUCUCGUUGUAGUGUUUAGAUUAUGAAGUUGAGAUACAGGGCUAAUAUCUAAUUUACUGUUAGACUUUUUCGUAGUGUCUCCGGUGUGUGGUCAUACUUUUAUAAAAUUUGGUUUUUAAAAUUUUAUGAGUGGUCAUGAAAUUUUAAUUGACUAUUAAGUGUGUACCUACUAGAAAUCUUUCCAUCAAAAAGUUCUUCAGUGAGUUAUUUUGCAUAAUCAUAAUACUGUUUGAGUAAUAAUUUUUGCAACAGAAAGACUUCAGGUAUUUUGUACAAUAUUUUGUAACAUGGGAGUGAAUGACAACUCUACCUUGAAAGAUAUGAAGAAAUCAGUAUUUCUACCUUCAAAAACAGACUAUUUUAGUGUCACAAGUUUGCCAAUUCUGUUGUUUAUUUAGUGCAUUGGUAGUUUUUAAAUGGCUAAUGCUGGAGUGAAAACAUGGAGAAAAAUGUACUCAGUGUAUUAGCAAUAGGCAGUCAUUUUUAUGUAAUCAAAUAUUGCAUAUUUAAUAUUUUUAAAAUUGCCUUAACUCUUAACUUUUAUUCUUACCACUGAUCAAUCUU
Messenger RNA from Balaenoptera acutorostrata (minke whale), 6238 nucleotides. RefSeq names its product exocyst complex component 5 (gene EXOC5). NCBI's taxonomy places the organism in Eukaryota, Metazoa, Chordata, Mammalia, Artiodactyla, Balaenopteridae. Bases 238 to 2364 code for a protein of 708 amino acids. The record is from RefSeq and is a predicted model, not a curated record. The transcript is spliced from 18 exons. Gene Ontology annotation, biological process: Golgi to plasma membrane transport; exocytosis. Gene Ontology annotation, cellular component: exocyst; cytoplasm.